ACACGCAACAAACAUCAAAACCAACCCUUUCGAACUGUAUUUUAGAACAUCAAAACAGAGAGUUCAAUUUCACCGUCCAGUGUAGUGUUUCCACUCCAAUAUUCAAUUUUGGUGAAACAAAAACGCACAAUGAUCUUGACAUAGGACCACGGAUUGUGUUGCUUUUUUUUUCUUUUUUAUAUAUUUUUAUCUGGUACAGGGGACCAUAGUAAAGUAGAAAACAAACACACACGUUUGUGGAUCAAGUUUUUCCUACGUACAACUUGGGAGGAGUCAUCAUCAUCGUCAUCGUUCAUGAUGUGAUAAUGGUUCCACAAUAGAAUGCACCCUCGCUUGUGCCUCUGCUACCCUUAUAUAAAGCCACGCACCAGCACUUCCAUCAAUUAACCGUUCAUUCAUCCGAAUUCUCAACUCAAGCCUUGGGGUGAUGAUAGAGAAGACACAGUGUGAGAAAAAAGGAAACAUGGAGGGUGAAGAAACUGAGAUGAAACAACAAUCCAGGUUCAAGAGGAUUUGUGUGUUCUGCGGAAGUAGCCCUGGGAACAAGAGUAGCUAUAAGGAUGCUGCUAUUGAGCUUGGCAAAGAGUUGGUGUCAAGAAAUAUUGAUCUGGUUUAUGGAGGAGGCAGCAUUGGUUUGAUGGGGCUGGUUUCCCAGGCUGUUUAUGAAGGGGGUCGGCAUGUAAUUGGGGUUAUUCCCAAGACACUGAUGCCAAGAGAGAUCACUGGAGAAACUGUGGGAGAAGUGAUGGCAGUAGCAGACAUGCAUCAAAGAAAAGCAGAGAUGGCUCGCCACUCUGAUGCCUUUAUUGCCUUACCCGGUGGCUAUGGAACACUUGAGGAGCUUCUUGAGGUCAUAACAUGGGCUCAGCUUGGCAUCCAUGAUAAACCAGUGGGGUUGCUGAACGUAGAUGGAUACUACAAUUCAUUGUUGUCUUUCAUUGACAAAGCUGUGGAGGAAGGGUUCAUUAGCCCCAAAGCUCGCCACAUAAUUGUAUCUUCCCCAUCAUCAAAAGAGCUUGUCAAAAAGAUGGAGGAAUAUUUUCCACAGCAUGAAAGAGUUGCCUCUAAGCUGAGCUGGGAAACUGAGCAGAUAGAUUACUCCUCAAGUUGUGACAUGUCUAGGUGAUUAGAGGAUUAUGGAAGAAUGUGUAGAAACAGUUUAGUUUUAAUGGUUUAAGAGAGUAUUAUUAUUAUUAUUACUAUUAUUAUGGCCAGAAUUGUUUCAUGCUAUUGCAACUAUCUGUUAGUGUAAACUACAGAACUGACUUCAAUGUACCUGUGAAAGCCUAACUACUCUGUUCAAUGUGAAUUCUGGUUUUUCAAAUCA
Vigna unguiculata (cowpea) is the source of this 1327-nucleotide messenger RNA. Its product is annotated as cytokinin riboside 5'-monophosphate phosphoribohydrolase LOG1. Gene Ontology annotation, biological process: cytokinin biosynthetic process. Gene Ontology annotation, cellular component: cytosol; nucleus. Gene Ontology annotation, molecular function: hydrolase activity, hydrolyzing N-glycosyl compounds. Lineage: Eukaryota; Viridiplantae; Streptophyta; Magnoliopsida; Fabales; Fabaceae. The record is from RefSeq and is a predicted model, not a curated record.